AUGCGCGGCCUGGCGGCAGAUCUAGCCAUUUACACGGACCCUUUCUACACCGCGACCUAUUAUGCAUCUACCGAUUGUCUUCGCAUACUUUUGGAGCAUCACGCUAUCCAUGGAACUCUAGCUCAAUUGGAGGCUCCCAACUCGACAGACUAUCUGCUACUAAAUGUGGCCAGCAGCAGAGCUCAUCUCGAUAUGGCACGUUUUCUGUUGGAUUGUCAACCUGAAUAUGUUGAUAUUCACGCCCGGAAAUGGGACACGACGGCCUUGCUCUGUGCAGCUGCUUCGUUUACCUCGCACCUUCCGGACACGGUGCCAGCAUCGAGUGAACCAGAAGGAAAUCUACGCCAUCACGUGGCUCGUAGUGAAGAGCUAAUGCAGCUUCUACUUGACCGAAGUGCUUGCGCUCGCGAUAUCACAAAUCGCGCGAACAUUCAUAAAACGGUUCUCAGUCUAGCCAUCUCUAGGGCGAGUCCUGGAUUGGUGAAACGUCUCAUCGAUGAAGGCGCAGACGUGCAUGCAAAGACAACAAGAGAGCUAGAGUCUUGGUCUGGAUACGAUGAAGAGCUUCUCAAAGAUUUCACUCCUCUUCAUGUGGGUAGCUUGUAUCUGAAUUCCGAAGGCAUCCAAAUCCUGCUGGACCGUCGAGGCAGCGGCAUCGACAUUUCAGAUAUGUUAUUAUGCCGAGAUAGUUUCGAAUCUCUUCCCCUUCAUUGGGCCGCUGGGAGCUUCAAUCAGCCUGAGAACGAAGUUUGGGCCAGAGACGAUGUUGUUGCCCAAGCUACCGACUCCAUUAAUUUACUCUUGAAAGGUAGUAAUCCAAGCUCUAUCAACAUUCCAGAUAAGCGAGGAAACACGGCAUUGCAUCUCGCAUCAUCUGGAGAAGCACAAAGCGGUAGCGAACAUUCCUUUGUCGCUCGGGCUAUUGUGAAGCUCUUGCUCGAACACGGCGCAGACGCGGGUCUACGAAAUCAAAAAGGACAAAUGCCGCUAUAUUUAGUAACUAAGGAUACGGCACUGAUGGAACUCCUUCUGACGAAUGGUGCGGCUCUCAAUGACGCCGAUGCAGAUGGCAAUACCGCUCUUCACUUUGCAGCGAGUAAUUUGCGUUAUAUCGAGGCAGUGCGAUUUCUCAUCAGCCGAGGCGCCGAUCUCCAUGCCAGAAAUUCUAAAGGGAAUACGCCGCUACAUGAAGCAGCGGGCGGGUAUUAUAUGAACGAUAAAAGGCGUUUGACUAGUGGAUCCUAUCGCGAUGGGCAUAUGCGUUGGACAAACGCUGAUUUGAUGAGAUUGCAGGACGAGGUGAUGGGUGUCUUUUUGGAUGCUGGAUGUGAUCUUGAUCACCAGUGUAACGUAGCUGGUAAAACACCUCGAAUGAUACUGAGGGAAACGAGGCGAAAAUGGGAAGAAAGGGAAGAAUCUUGGAGGAGGAGUGAUAAAAUAAGGGCCGGAAGGGGAAGAGGAAGGGGCAGGGGAAGGUAG
This is a messenger RNA of Sclerotinia borealis F-4128, 1479 nucleotides long. The record is from the annotation of a GenBank genome assembly. Lineage: Eukaryota; Fungi; Ascomycota; Leotiomycetes; Helotiales; Sclerotiniaceae.